Molecule: messenger RNA, 2314 nt
Organism: Raphanus sativus (radish)
Lineage: Eukaryota; Viridiplantae; Streptophyta; Magnoliopsida; Brassicales; Brassicaceae
Product: DEAD-box ATP-dependent RNA helicase 52
Exons: 7
Coding region: 250-2208 (652 amino acids)
Cellular component (GO): nucleus
Molecular function (GO): ATP binding; RNA helicase activity; RNA binding
Source: RefSeq, a predicted model, not a curated record
AGGCUCAUCGAAAUACAAGUGUCUCUUCAUCUUUUCUUUUUGCUUCAUUUCCCAGAAACCUUUGUUUCAUUCAUUUGCUUCGUGUGCGAUCGCGAGAAGAAGAAAAAAAACAAAAACAAAAACUAGGGUUUAGAACAUCCGUACACCCAUUGAUCAUUGAUCUAGGUUUGCUUUCUCUAUUCGAGUUUACUGUAAAGGACAUUGAUCAAAGGAACAAGACAUCAGUGGUAGGUUUUGUAAUUUGCAAGUAUGAGUUCAUCAUGGGCUGAUGUUUCUGAAUCGGAGAGACCACCACCAUCUGGUUGGGCUGGAGGUGGUUACGGAAACUCUCGUCCGUCGUAUGUUCCUCCGCAUCUUAGGAGCCGUCCACCAUCUUCAGACUUUGUGUCUGCUCCUUCAACUGGUGGUGAUCGUGGGGGAUACGGUGGUAGAGGAGGCCAAGGCUAUGGUGGUCGAGGAGGCUAUGUUGGUAGAGGAGGAGGUGGUGGUGGUUGGAAUAACAGAACUGGAGGUUAUGACCGUAGGGAUACUGAAACGAACCCGUUUGGUAACGAAGGGAAUGCAGAGCCGGCGGCUGUUAACGAGCUGGAGAACACAGGCAUCAACUUUGAAGCUUAUGAAGAUAUUCCCAUCGAGACGAGUGGGGAUAAUGUGCCACCUCCUGUUAAUACAUUUGCGGAGAUAGAUCUCGGAGAGGCUCUGAAUCUUAACAUCCAGAGGUGCAAGUACGUGAAGCCGACUCCUGUGCAGCGUAAUGCGAUCCCUAUUUUGGCUGCUGGGAGGGAUUUGAUGGCUUGUGCUCAGACAGGGUCUGGGAAGACAGCUGCGUUUUGCUUUCCGAUUAUUAGUGGGAUUAUGAAGGAGGGGGAGCAUGUUGAGAGACCGCGUGGUGUUCGGGGAGUCUAUCCACUUGCUGUUAUUCUCUCACCAACUAGGGAGUUAGCUUGCCAGAUACAUGAUGAAGCCAGAAAGUUCUCAUAUCAGACUGGUGUGAAAGUUGUGGUUGCUUAUGGAGGAACACCAGUCAACCAACAGAUAAGGGAGCUUGAAAGGGGAGUUGAUAUUCUUGUUGCAACACCCGGGAGGUUAAAUGAUUUGCUUGAGAGAGGUAGAGUCUCACUACAGAUGGUAAAAUACUUGGCACUUGAUGAGGCGGACAGGAUGCUGGACAUGGGUUUCGAACCACAAAUCAGGAAGAUUGUUCAGCAGAUGGACAUGCCUCCUCCCGGUGUCCGGCAGACGAUGUUGUUCAGUGCUACAUUUCCUAGAGAGAUACAGAGACUUGCAUCUGAUUUUCUUUCAAAUUACAUAUUUCUGGCUGUUGGAAGAGUGGGAUCAAGUACGGAGUUGAUUGUCCAAAGAGUAGAGUUUGUCAAUGAUUCUGAUAAAAGAAGUCAUCUGAUGGACCUUCUUCAUGCUCAGAGGGAGAAUGGUAACCAAGGAAAGCAAGCUUUGACUCUAGUAUUUGUGGAGACAAAGAAGGGAGCUGACUCGUUGGAGAAUUGGUUGUGCAUCAAUGGGUUCCCAGCUACAACCAUUCACGGUGAUAGGUCACAACAGGAAAGAGAAGUGGCGCUGAGAUCAUUCAAGACUGGAAGGACACCUAUUCUGGUUGCAACCGACGUGGCUGCACGUGGGCUUGACAUUCCACACGUUGCUCAUGUGGUUAACUUUGAUCUACCAAACGACAUCGACGACUAUGUCCACCGUAUUGGACGAACAGGACGUGCAGGCAAUUCAGGACUAGCAACUGCUUUCUUCAACGACAACAAUACAUCAUUGGCCAAACCACUCGCUGAACUAAUGCAAGAAGCAAACCAGGAGGUCCCUGACUGGCUGAGUCGGUAUGCAUCUCGUGCUUCAUCUGGAGGUGGUAAAAACCGGCGGUCUGGUGGUGGCCGGUUUGGAGGCCGUGACUUCAGGAGAGAAGGUGGUCCUGGUGGUGGCUAUGGAGGCGGUCCUGGUGGUGGCUAUGGAGGCGGUCCCGGUGGUGGCUAUGGAGGGGGUCCCGGUGGAGGCUACGGAGGCUACGGAGGGGGUCCCGGUGGUGGCUAUGGAGCAAUGCAUGGUGGAUAUGGAACUGUACCAGGUGGUGGAUAUGGAACGGUUUAUAUGCCUUAUGGUAGAGGAGGUGCUUACUAUGGUGGAGGAUAUGGAACUGUUCCUAACCAAGGGUAUGGCCCUGGAGUGGCUAGUGCUUGGGAAUAAGCUGUCUGUCCUUAUUUAUCUCUAUUGUUUCCCUAAUAGAGAGCAUCUAUGUUUAUUAUGUAGAAACGAGCGUUCACUGAAAGAAAGAAAAACUGCUAGUCUACUA